UAAAUUAUCCACGUGUCUUUAAAAAGAUGAAACAGAAAAAAAAUAACGGAACAAUUUUAGUCGUCGUGAUGGUUUUAUCCUGGAGUCAAGUAGUAGACUUAAAAAGUAGUAACACACAUACUCAGGAUUCAGUGUCCGUUUCUCUGCCUGGCGACAUAAUACUUGGUGGGCUAUUUCCGGUCCAUGAAAAAGGUGAAGGUGCUCCUUGCGGACCAAAAGUAUAUAAUAGGGGAGUUCAACGCCUGGAAGCAAUGCUUUAUGCUAUAGAUCGUGUAAACAAUGAUCCCAACAUACUUCCGGGAAUUACGAUAGGAGUCCAUAUACUUGACACCUGUUCAAGAGAUACAUAUGCCCUCAAUCAGUCGCUUCAAUUUGUCAGAGCAUCCCUAAACAAUUUAGACACAUCAGUAUAUGAGUGUGCAGAUGGGUCAAGCCCGCAACUAAAAAAAAAUGCUUCGUCAGGCCCAGUUUUUGGAGUUAUUGGCGGUUCCUACAGUUCAGUGUCCUUGCAAGUGGCCAAUUUGCUGCGCUUGUUUCAUAUUCCUCAAGUAUCACCGGCCUCAACCGCUAAAACGCUUUCGGACAAAACACGCUUUGAUCUGUUUGCUAGAACAGUACCACCAGACACUUUCCAAUCCGUAGCCCUCGUGGACAUACUAAAAAACUUUAACUGGUCAUAUGUAUCAACGAUACAUUCGGAAGGAUCUUAUGGUGAAUAUGGAAUAGAAGCAUUACACAAGGAAGCUACCGAACGAAAUGUAUGCAUAGCGGUAGCCGAGAAAGUACCCAGUGCCGCAGACGACAAAGUUUUUGAUUCCAUUAUAAGCAAGCUUCAAAAGAAGCCUAACGCUCGCGGCGUUGUACUUUUUACGAGAGCUGAAGAUGCGCGUCGAAUUCUACAAGCAGCUAAACGAGCUAACUUAUCGCAACCAUUUCAUUGGAUAGCAAGUGAUGGUUGGGGGAAACAACAAAAACUACUCGAAGGCUUAGAAGACAUUGCUGAGGGUGCAAUAACUGUAGAACUGCAGUCAGAGAUAAUCGCAGAUUUUGAUCGCUACAUGAUGCAACUGACCCCAGAGACAAAUCAAAGGAAUCCUUGGUUUGCUGAAUACUGGGAAGAUACUUUCAACUGUGUUCUUACAUCCCUUCCGGUAAAACCUGAUGCUUCAAACUCGGUUAAUUCUACUGACAAUAAAAUCGGCGUCAAGGCAAAAACAGAAUGCGACGAUAGUUUCCGGUUAUCUGAAAAAGUUGGAUACGAACAGGAGUCAAAGACACAAUUUGUUGUGGAUGCCGUCUACGCAUUUGCCUAUGCACUUCAUAAUUUGCAUAAUGAUCGAUGCAACACACAAAGCGACCAAACGACAGAUACAAGGAAGCACCUAAAAAGCGAAACUGUGUGGUAUCGAAAAAUUUCGACUGAUACUAAGUCCCAAGCGUGUCCUGACAUGGCUAAUUAUGACGGAAAGGAUUUUUACAACAAUUACCUUUUAAACGUAUCAUUCAUAGAUCUUGCUGGCAGCGAAGUUAAAUUUGAUCGACAGGGCGAUGGUUUGGCCAGAUACGACAUUUUGAAUUAUCAACGGCUAGAAAACUCUUCAGGAUAUCAGUAUAAGGUUAUUGGAAAAUGGUUUAAUGGUUUGCAACUAAACUCAGAAACAGUUGUGUGGAACAAGGAAACCGAACAACCUACUUCGGCCUGUUCACUCCCAUGUGAGGUCGGAAUGAUCAAGAAACAACAGGGGGAUACUUGUUGCUGGAUAUGCGACAGCUGUGAAUCUUUUGAAUACGUAUAUGAUGAGUUUACGUGUAAGGACUGCGGUCCUGGACUUUGGCCCUAUGUUGACAAGCUUUCCUGCUAUGCUUUAGACAUCCAGUAUAUGAAAUGGAACUCGUUGUUUGCGCUUAUUCCGAUGGCCAUUGCAAUUUUUGGUAUUGCAGUGACCAGUAUUGUAAUAGUUUUAUUUGCAAAAAAUCAUGACACUCCAUUGGUAAGAGCUUCGGGACGAGAGCUAAGCUAUACUCUUCUCUUUGGUAUACUGGUUUGCUAUUGUAAUACUUUUGCACUGAUAGCUAAGCCAACAAUUGGCUCAUGUGUUCUACAAAGGUUUGGCAUUGGAGUUGGGUUUUCCAUUAUAUACAGUGCCUUGCUAACAAAAACAAAUCGAAUUUCACGAAUCUUUCACUCUGCUUCUAAGUCAGCACAGCGCCUUAAGUAUAUUAGUCCACAAUCACAAGUGGUGAUAACUACCUCUCUGAUCGCAAUACAGGUGCUAAUCACAAUGAUUUGGAUGGUAGUUGAACCACCAGGAACUAGAUUCUAUUACCCAGACCGAAGAGAGGUGAUUCUUAAGUGCAAAAUACAAGACAUGUCCUUUCUCUUUUCUCAGCUUUAUAAUAUGAUUCUCAUAACCGUUUGCACUAUUUAUGCAAUUAAAACGAGAAAAAUACCUGAAAACUUUAAUGAGUCAAAGUUUAUUGGAUUUACCAUGUAUACCACAUGUAUAAUCUGGCUUGCGUUUGUGCCCAUAUAUUUUGGAACAGGAAAUUCCUAUGAGGUGCAAACUACUACAUUGUGUAUUUCAAUAAGUCUAAGUGCAUCAGUGGCUCUUGUAUGUCUUUAUUCACCUAAAGUAUACAUCCUCGUCUUUCACCCGGACAAGAAUGUUCGCAAGCUGACUAUGAACAGCACUGUCUACAGGCGAUCGGCAGCGGCGGUAGCUCAGGGUGCGCCAACCAGCUCUGGAUAUAGUCGCACACAUGCACCAGGCACUUCUGCCCCAACAGGAGUUGCGGUUGGAACAAAUGCGUCUUCAAGUACCCUUCCGACACAAAAUAGCCCCCACCUUGAUGAAGCUUCAGCCCAAACAAAUGUUGUUCACAAGAGCAAUGGAGAAUUUCUACCUGAAGUUGGCGAACGCUUUGAGCCAAUCUGUCAUAGAGUAAAUAAGUAAGAUUAAUCGUGAGGAAAAAUCCCACUUUAAAACACUGUGCAAUAAAAUAAGACAGUAUAGGUUAACACAUGGCGAAUCUGACUCCUGAACCAAGGACUUAGAGAAAUACAUAGGUCCUCAACAUGAUUGCACACGAGUAACAUCAAACAUUCAGUUACGUAUUUUUAUUUUAUUGUAAAAUAUGUUAUACGAAUCCUACCCUCAGUGUGUGUAUUCUUUAAUUGAAUUCGGUAUCUGUUGAUCAUACUUAAUAAAAUUUUUAAAGGUUGCACAGUGAUCGAAUUCACGAAAAUACAUCCGAGUGCCUAAACUAUCUGGUACCCGUUAUGGAAAUUAAAACCAACAACUCACUUUCUCAAUAGACACUAACGUUACAAGCCAAAACAGUAUUCAAAUCAUAGUUACCAUAUGAAUUAUGGAAUAAUCCAUAGAUUUAUGGAAUUUUUUGGUAGGAGCAUAGUUUUUGAAAGAAAAAGUAGACUGAAAAAAAUAUAUGAUGGGCAUUGAAAGUAAACUUGAUCUGGGGUCAUAUUUACGUAGUUAGAGUCUAAAUCGUUAAUGCUAACUAUCAUGCUAUCAUCAUAACAGACGACAGUUUAUAAAUCGUAUUCAGCUAAAUCUAUGUAACAGGAAGUUUUGUUACUUCAUAAAUUGCAACCUGUCUUCGAAUAAUUUGGCAAGUCAAAUAUAUUAUCUAUAUACCAGACCAUUUUUAUGUCGUCCAAAUAAAUAAAUACAACUUCAAUUUACUUCAUCGAAAAACCAUAUUUUUUCAAAGCAGAAUUGUUUAAAGUCGUCCCAAAAUAUAAAUAUGGAUUUUUGUCAUUUUGCAACGCAACAAAAGAGACUCUUGCCAAAAUAUGAGGUAUAUUUAAGCUGAGUGAUGACUUCUUUUUUCCUUUUGUCCUUUUUGACGCAAACUAGAAGGGUUAACGCAGAACGCAGACGGGUUCAGUAAAGGGUAUCUGGUGGUUGUGCACUCGACUUAAGCGUCUUUAGUUCUUCCAUUUUUAAUAAAACCAUGUCAUUCACAUUCCUAUAUCCUAUCCAAAAAAAAAGUAUAUAAGAAUCAAAUAUAUUAUUAAAUAAAUCUAAUAGAAAUUACGUAAUAUCGCUUACAAGUCACAACAUAUCUGCAAAAUGGUAAAAUACUUAAGUGUGAACUACGUAUCAUAACCUUCUAACAUUAUUUUACAAAUACGUAUAUGUUUAAAAUUUGUUAGUUUGAAACUUUAAAAUUGUACUUUAGCAGAAGUUUACUACACACUAAAACGGCUUUAUAGCCGUAGAAUACACUUUUGAAUAACAUUAUUGACAGAUUACUGAAAUAGUGGGCACUUAGAGUACUUCGUAAAUAUGGAGCGAGUCUAAAUAAAUGAAUGAAUGGACUUAAUUUGUAUUUACAUACAUAGUUAGAAUCAACGCGUAUUCCCAUCCUUUAUCAAUAAAUAGGUUAAGUUUAAUUUUAAUAAUUUUUUUCGGGUAAAACUUUGCCCUGGUCCGGUAAACAUUUAAUUAUGUAAUUGCAAAUAAAAGUUAAACACCAAAAAAGAAGAUAAGGUAAUGCUCCAACGUUCCCGAUCUUAUAGAUGCUUCAAACAGAAUAACAUAGAAACAUACAUACAUAAAAGAAUCAGAUAAACUUCGAAUUACAAAUUCUACUUAACAUGACUCUGAAAAAUCUCUCAACGAGAGGCUAUUGUGUUUUGUAUUGAGGGUUGACUUUUGAAGGAUAAGAUUCUUUAGGCAGUUUUACUCUACGACUAAUGGAAAUACUUUUGUUAUUCCAUGAAUAUUUGUUUAAAUAUGUAAACAUAUAAACUUGCUUAUCAUUUUUUUUCCAUGUAUAGAGAAAUAGUAACAUUCUUUAAUGAGUUUAAUUUAAAAAAAUUAUGUUUGCUCAAUGGCCAACACUAUAACAAUGCUACCCAUGAACCAAAUUAUCCUACAUUUAUUUAAUGUUAAAGUUCUAAAUUAAAAAUGAUAAUAUAUUAAUUAUACAUGUAAAUCCUAUUAACAUUUUAUAGUCGUAGAUAAUCCGGAAAGUAUCAAUGCCAGUCAUAUACAUAUACAUACAUAGAGUAAUUAAUAUAAAGUUCCUUUAACCUACUUGUAUUAGAGUUUAAUUCUUUUUUUUACCAAAGUUGUCUGGAUAUGUCAUUUUUAAAACAUUGAAGUCCAAAUACGUGAAGAUACAACAAAUUUAACAAUAAAAAGCGAUAAGGUGUAUGAAAUUGCAAACCCCUUAUAUAUAAUAUAUUUAGCACAGUUAAUCAUUAUAAAAGUACACUAUGAAAUCCUAAACAGUAUCAUCUAAGUACAAAUAAAGCGAAUUAACUCUAUAAACAUUUCAUGGAUGCAAAACAUAAAUUAUAAGGAUAAGUAAACAAUAAAAAGCCAAAGCAACGAAAAAUUUUAAUUUUGGUAAUAUUUUUUAGUUUUUUUUUUUGGGGAAUCUAUAUAUAUUGCUAAUUUGUGUUGGUUUUAUAAAGUUUCUAAGUACAUUAUGUAAGAGGUUUAAAUAAAAAAACUGGAAUGUCUCUGUUUUCUAACAGCAACCCCUUGAUCAGCGAAAUCAAUCAAACAGGUAUAUAUGUAUAUAUAAGCAGUAUACGAAAUAAACUUGCUUACCUUGGAAAUACGCGUGUACACUUUUUUUGCACAAAGUGUCGAUUUAAAAGAAUCUAAGUUUCAACUAAAUUUAAGAGAAUUAAGAAAGCUAGCUUUAAAAAGCCAAAACAAUAAAGCCGUUUAGCAAUUAUUUAUAUAAUAAAAACAAUAGAAAAUGCUAUAGUCGAGUUCCCCGACUAUCAGAUACCCAUUACACUCAGCUAGUGGGAGGGAAUGAGAACGCGAAAUUUCAUUAUUUUUCUGGG
Molecule: messenger RNA, 5830 nt
Organism: Drosophila mauritiana
Lineage: Eukaryota; Metazoa; Arthropoda; Insecta; Diptera; Drosophilidae
Gene: mGluR
Product: metabotropic glutamate receptor
Exons: 8
Coding region: 27-2954 (975 amino acids)
Biological process (GO): regulation of synaptic transmission, glutamatergic; G protein-coupled glutamate receptor signaling pathway
Cellular component (GO): membrane
Molecular function (GO): group II metabotropic glutamate receptor activity
Source: RefSeq, a predicted model, not a curated record